AUGCCGCAGCAAGCAAUGGAUAUCAAGGGCAAGGCCAAGUCUGUGCCCAUGCCCGAAGAAGACGACCUGGACUCGCAUUUUGUGGGUCCCAUCUCUCCCCGACCUCACGGAGCAGACGAGAUUGCUGGCUACGUGGGCUGCGAAGACGACGAAGACGAGCUUGAAGAACUGGGAAUGCUGGGCCGAUCUGCGUCCACCCACUUCUCUUACGCGGAAGAACGCCACCUCAUCGAGGUUGAUGCCAAGUACAGAGCUCUUCAUGGCCAUCUGCCUCAUCAGCACUCUCAGAGUCCCGUGUCCAGAUCUUCGUCAUUUGUGCGGGCCGAAAUGAACCACCCCCCUCCCCCACCCUCCAGCCACACCCACCAACAGCCAGAGGACGAUGACGCAUCUUCCACUCGAUCUCGAUCGUCGUCUCGAGCUUCUGGACGCAAGUUCAACAGAAACAGAACCAAGUCUGGAUCUUCGCUGAGCAAGGGUCUCCAGCAGCUCAACAUGACCGGAUCGCUCGAAGAAGAGCCCUACGAGAGCGAUGACGAUGCCCGACUAUCUGCGGAAGACGACAUUGUCUAUGAUGCUACCCAGAAAGACACCUGCAAGCCCAUAUCUCCUACUCUCAAACGCACCCGCACCAAGGACGACAUGAAGAACAUGUCCAUCAACGACGUCAAAAUCACCACCACCACAGAAGAUCCUCUUGUGGCCCAGGAGCUGUCCAUGAUGUUCGAAAAGGUGCAGUACUGCCGAGACCUCCGAGACAAGUACCAAACCGUGUCGCUACAGAAGGACGGAGACAACCCCAAGGAUGACAAGACACACUGGAAAAUUUACCCCGAGCCUCCACCACCCUCCUGGCACGAGACCGAAAAGCGAUUCCGAGGCUCGUCCAAAAAGGAGCACCAAAAGAAAGACCCGACAAUGGAUGAAUUCAAAUUCGAGGACUGCGAAAUCCCCGGACCCAACGACAUGGUCUUCAAGCGAGAUCCUACCUGUGUCUAUCAGGUCUAUGAGGAUGAAAGCUCUCUCAACGAAAAUAAGCCGUUUGUUGCCAUCCCCUCAAUCCGAGAUUACUACAUGGAUCUGGAGGAUCUCAUUGUGGCUUCGUCUGACGGACCUGCCAAGUCUUUUGCUUUCCGACGACUGCAAUAUCUAGAAGCCAAGUGGAACCUCUACUACCUGCUCAACGAGUACACGGAGACAACCGAGUCCAAGACCAACCCCCAUCGAGACUUUUACAACGUACGAAAGGUCGACACCCACGUUCACCACUCUGCCUGCAUGAACCAGAAGCAUCUGCUGCGAUUCAUCAAAUACAAGAUGAAGAACUGCCCUGAUGAAGUUGUCAUCCACCGAGACGGUCGGGAGCUGACACUCUCCCAGGUGUUUGAGUCACUUAACUUGACUGCCUACGACCUGUCUAUCGAUACCCUUGAUAUGCAUGCUCACAAGGACUCGUUCCAUCGAUUUGACAAGUUCAACCUCAAGUACAACCCUGUCGGUGAGUCUCGACUGCGAGAAAUCUUCCUAAAGACCGACAACUACAUCCAGGGUCGAUACCUAGCUGAGAUCACAAAGGAGGUGUUCCAGGAUCUCGAGAACUCGAAGUACCAGAUGGCGGAGUACCGUAUUUCCAUCUACGGUCGGUCCAAGGACGAGUGGGACAAGCUGGCUGCCUGGGUGCUGGACAACAAACUGUUUUCGCCCAAUGUUCGGUGGUUGAUCCAGGUGCCUCGACUGUACGACAUUUACAAGAAGGCUGGUCUGGUUAACACCUUUGCCGACAUUGUGCAGAACGUCUUUGAGCCUCUUUUCGAGGUCACCAAGGAUCCCAGUACCCAUCCCAAGCUGCACGUGUUCCUGCAGCGAGUUGUGGGCUUUGACUCUGUCGAUGACGAGUCGAAGCUGGACCGACGUUUCCACCGAAAGUUCCCAACUGCAGCAUACUGGGACAGCGCACAGAACCCUCCCUACUCGUACUGGCAGUACUAUCUAUACGCCAACAUGGCCUCCAUCAACACCUGGAGACAGCGUUUGGGCUAUAAUACUUUUGAGUUGCGACCCCAUGCUGGAGAGGCUGGUGACCCAGAGCAUCUUCUGUGCACUUAUCUGGUUGCUCAGGGUAUCAACCACGGUAUUCUGUUGCGAAAGGUGCCCUUCAUUCAGUACCUUUACUACCUGGACCAGAUCCCCAUUGCCAUGUCUCCUGUGUCCAACAAUGCGCUGUUCCUCACGUUCGACAAGAACCCCUUCUACUCAUACUUCAAGCGGGGUCUCAACGUGUCCUUGUCAUCGGAUGAUCCUCUGCAGUUUGCUUACACUAAGGAGGCUCUGAUUGAGGAGUACUCUGUGGCUGCGCUCAUUUACAAGCUUUCCAACGUGGAUAUGUGUGAGCUUGCUCGAAACUCGGUACUGCAAUCUGGCUUUGAGCGAAUCAUCAAGGAGCAUUGGAUCGGCGAAAACUACGAGAUCCAUGGCCCCGAGGGCAACACCAUCCAGAAGACAAACGUGCCCAAUGUGCGUCUGGCCUUCCGAGACGAGACUUUGACCCACGAGCUUGCUCUGGUGGACAAGUACACCAAUCUUGAGGAGUUUGAGCGGCUGCAUGGUUAA
Messenger RNA from Yarrowia lipolytica CLIB122, 2610 nucleotides. RefSeq lists its product as uncharacterized. The record is from RefSeq and is a predicted model, not a curated record. Gene Ontology annotation, cellular component: cytosol. Gene Ontology annotation, molecular function: AMP deaminase activity. Gene Ontology annotation, biological process: AMP metabolic process; IMP salvage. Lineage: Eukaryota; Fungi; Ascomycota; Dipodascomycetes; Dipodascales.